AUCAGGCAACCAUGCUUGGUUCGACGAUGGCUUAGUCGCAAGUCAGUCAGUCAGUUCGCCGCGAACCUCCGUCGCGUGCUUAUGCGUAUUUUAUUAUUUUAUUAAUAAUAAAAAAAUAGUAAAAAAAAGAAAGAGAAAAAUUACGAUACGUCGAGAGUCUCGGCGAAACCUUCUUCUUCCACGAAUUUAAAUGACUCACGCUGAUCAGGGGAAAGGGGUUGAUCUAAUCUACUCAGCCAUCAACAGGUGAAAUAAUAAGUGACGGUACAUAUACGGUUUAUCUCGCAGUUCUCGUUCUACUCGCUCUGCUCGCGUGUGAAUAUGUAUGAUGCGGAUCCGAGUGUAUUGCCGAGUGUGCGAUGUAGGAUCUCUCUAUCUUAUCGGACAAUACGUACAAUACGUAUCUACAUUUGAAGGAGAAUAGGAAAAAGUUUUCACACAUAAGAGUGUGAAAUAGAAAAGAAGAGAGAAAGAGAAAGCACUCAUAAGAGAAAGAGAAGAACGACAUGGCGCCCCCCAACAGACCGCCUCGCCCUGGCUCCGGCCUCAGUCUCUCCGUACUCGACCUGGCGCAGAUACGAGCAUUGGUCGAGUCAACGGGGAUGCUGGGCGGAUCCACGUGUCCAUCUUGCGAGAUGCCGUUCGACAAGGGCAAGAAACGUCGUCUGAUCGACUCCUGCGGUCACGAGCGUUGCUACUCCUGCCUGUUUCGGAACGAGGCCUGUCCGCUUUGCUUGCACGGCUACGAUCUCAACAACGAUGAUAGACUGGAGGAACCAACUUUCAGGGACGAGUUCACUGUUUCCGCGACUCCGCUGUCUGUUUUCGCGCCCACAGACGGUUGGCUCGAUGAGUCAUCGACGGUGAAUUCUCUCUGCGGCAGCCCCAGGCUACCACGCACCAAAAUCACCACGAGGGCUAAUCUGCCGUCGCGGAUUAUGCACCAGCGAGCUGGAGUAGAAAAUGUCUCGUUGGCAGCGAUGGGGAAGAACUUGAGAAGCAAGGUUUCACAGCUUCCAGAUUCUUCUAUCUUUCAAGGUCAACAAAAACUUGAAAUGACACAAAGUUGUCCUACGCCGCCAAAUCAACGAAAAAGAUUCUUUCUUAACCCGAAAGUGCUCAGAAGCUCCUUCGCCGCCCAGAGAUCCUCUAGACGUACAACAUCCUCGCCCGAACCGAUCACGAAUGACAACCCUUCCGCGUUAUCAGCUUGGAUGACUUCGUCCUUGGAAGGAAAAGCGAGAUGGCCCGGCGUUGUCCUGGGAAAAAUCAAGUCUCUGUGGAGUAGCAGUCAAGGCACAGCUAGCGACGGGCUAAAUCAGCUUAUCAGCUCGUCAGACAAAGUCGCAGAUGACGAGGGCGGUUGCGUGAAACCGCUAUCUUCGAAAACCAGGAAAUCGUCGCAGUCGGAUCUGUACAUGAGAUUGGGUCUGCUGCUAGGAUCCGGUCGUGCGAAUGUGAGUUCAGAAUCAAACGCAUGUCCCUCCUCGCGAACUCCGGCAGUCCCAGGACACGACAGCUCGGCAGCUUCAUUCAGUAGUCUGACUAGCUUCGAAACGCAGACACUGGCCUCAACGAACACGAGUCCGGUCUCAACAUUAACGGGUACAUCAAGUGAAGCAGAAGCCGCAGCAGCGCUGCGAUGCCCCGUCAAACCAAAGGCCAAAACCAAGGGAAAGGCCAAGUCCAGAGACUGUGACAGCGCCGGUAGCCUGGCAUCCAUUUCCACGUCAUUAUCCGCGUCCACAUCGAUGUCUAUGUCCAUGUCGGUGUCUGUUUCUGGUCUGUCAAAUGGUAGUGGUUCGAGUCCUCUCGCAUCUAGAAGGCACUCUGCCAAUGCCGCGCAGACAGGUCAAGCCGAUGAGCUUGGUCAGUUGAGGAACAGACGAUCUUGCACUCGGAGAUCAGCGAGAGCUAGCAACAUUAAGGCUUCAGCGGAUGCUAAAUUACGUUUCAUUCAACAUCAUGCAGCGCAAUUGACCCUGAAGCCGUUGUUCUUCGAAGUGCCGUUACUAGAGGAGGAUCCGCUCUUCGCCGGACGGCAAUGGUUGUUACACGAAUUGGAAUCUGUGAUCAAUGGCUCUAGUCCCGGCAUUCUGAUCUCUGGAUCGCCGGGCACAGGAAAGACUGCGCUUGUACUGCAACUAGUGGAACACAGUUGUUUUGGGAGAAGGAGGGAACAGUUGGAUAGAUCUUCGGAGAUGAGUGAGGAAUGCGACGAGAAGGAGAGACAAAGUAGUAACACAACUCUUCAAGCUAAUAUUCGACAUACCAACGAAAAAGUUCGCGAAUUAGCUUCACACGUUGUGGCAUAUCAUUUUUGUCAAGCCGAUAACAAUAGUACCUGUCUAGUGCCGGAUUUAAUUCAUUCACUAGCGGCGCAACUUUGCCAGGCUCCUCAAUUGAUCUCGUAUAGAGAAUAUCUAUUGUCCGAGCCUCACCUUCAAGGCUCGUUAUCGCAAAGGGAAUGUACCGUUGAUCCGGAUCUCGCACUCUCGAGGGGUAUUAUCGAACCGCUUUCCACCUUGAAGAAAACCAAUAGACUACCAGUCUCGAAUAUGGUAAUAUUAAUUGACGCCGUUUGUGAAGCGGAAUACCACAGGCCAGAUAGAGGCGAUACUAUAGCUUCUUUUCUGACGAGACAUGCACCUAACAUUCCCAGUUGGUUGAAGAUUGUUUGCACAGUCAGGACGCAGUUGUUGGAUUGUGCGAAGCAACUGCCAUACACGAGAAUUUCGUUAGAUAAGACUGCGAAUGAUGCGAUUGGUAAUAGUAUCGCAAAAGAUUUGUCCGAUUAUGUCGGUUACAGACUCGCACAGAGUCCCUCCAUACAGGCGAACGUGACUGCGUCAGUGAAUGGCAAGACGGAAUCAUCGUGCAGCGCGAAUCAAACGAGAUUUGCUUCGCAUCUGCUUGCUCUAGCUAAAGGCAGCUUCCUCUUCGCCAAACUGUCGCUCGAUCUUAUCGAGAGCGGCCAUUUAGUCGCUAAAUCUGCAAGUUAUAAGGUACUACCGGUCUCUCUCGCGCAGAUCUUUCAGUUGCAUUUUAAUCUGAGAUUUCCUACGGUAGCUUCGUUCGAUAAAGUGCAACCUCUUCUGGCUGUCUGUUUGGCAGCUCUGUAUCCACUGACCUUACUUGAAAUUUUCUAUUCCGUAAAUUCUUUAAAUAUAGAUCAUUUUAUCUCAUGGGAAGACUUUUUACAGAGAUUCAAGAUGCUCUCUGGUUUUCUCGUGAAACGUCUAGAUGAUACCUACAUGUUCUUCCAUCCGUCGUUCAGGGAAUGGUUGAUGAGAAGGGAUGAAGGGGAAUCGACAAAGUUCCUGUGUGACUAUAGACUCGGCCACGCGGCGAUAGCGUUCAGACUAUCCCGCCUUCAAGCGCCAUUAGAUGGUGAUAAAACCUUGGAAUUAGGUCAUCACGUAUUAAAAGCGCACGUUUAUAGAGGUGUAGCUCCAUGUUGGCCUUCGCGCGAUUUACAAGCUAUCUGGCUGACUUUGUCGACCGAAUGCAUCUCUUCAGCGUUAUGCACGCUUCGGAAUAUCUACAGUCCAAAUGUGAAGGUGUCGCGGUUGCUCCUGCUGGCAGGUGCAUCGCCGAAUCAUAUAACUGAGUAUUUGGGUAACGCACCGGUUUUAUGUAUGUACGCGCACGAGGGUUUUGUCGAGAUGGUAUCCCUUCUUCUCGAAUUUGGUGCCGAUGUCGAACUGACUAAUAGUCAAGGCUGUACCGCGUUAUCGCUGGCAGCUGCCCGAGGACACUGUGACGUUGUGAGAAGAUUGGCUGCCGCUGGAGCCUUGUUAGGACACGCGGAUAUGGCUGGCCAAUGUCCUCUAGUACACGCGGCGAGGCACGGAAGAUUGUCCGUGGUUGGGUAUCUUCUUGCUUGCGAUUGGAUCUUACCAGCCGGUGAGAAUAAAUCGGAAAGCGGGGCGUCAGAAAUAGGCAGAGAAGAAGCUGCCCAACAAGCCGUUGUUGCAGCUGCUUCGCAAGGCCACGAAGCUGUUGUGGAAUAUCUUUUAGACAUGGCUGAAGUGAUUGUAGAUCGUCCCGAUACAUUGAUAGGUGAAACCGCUUUAACGAUCGCCGCUGCGAAUGGCUCGACUGCAACAGUUUCCGCACUUUUGGCCCGCGGUGCUAAUCCUACUGCUGUAAAUGCGAAAGGCCUUUCCCCUCUCAUGCUCGCCGCCAAGGAAGGACAUUGGGGUACUGCUGAACGACUUUUACAAGGAGAUCUAUCCAUUAGCACGGACGCAAUAUUGGACGAAGCUAUAUCGCUUCUGGAACAACGCGAUCCUGAUGGUCGCACCGCGUUAAUGCUGGCUGCUUCCGAAGGUCACACCAAUCUUAUCGAAUUGUUCCUCGAUAAAGGAUCGAUUUUAGAAACAAAAGACAAGGAAGGACUUACUGCUCUCGGUUGGGCUUGCCUUAGAGGACGCGUAAUCAUCGUACAGAUGUUGCUUGAUCGUGGCGCCAAUGUUAGUACGAAUGACAAUACUGGUAGGACUCCUUUGGAUUUGGCCGCAUUUCAGGGUAAUCCAAAAUUGGUACAGUUGUUACUCGAAAAGGGAGCCGCGGUAGAACACGUCGAUCUUCACGGCAUGCGACCUUUGGACCGUGCUAUUGGAUGUCGUAAUAUACCGGUGGUCCAAUGUUUUCUGCGUCGUGGCGCUAAACUGGGUCCUGCCACAUGGGCUAUGGCGGCGGGAAAGUCGGACGUUUUAAUAAUCCUGCUAAAUAAGCUUUUAGAAGACGGCAACGUUUUGUAUCGGAAGAAUAGAUUAAAGGAAGCGUCGCAUCGUUACGCAUAUGCUCUUAGAAAAUUUCCAGCCUCGCCGGAAGAAGAUUGCCAAGGACAAGAGCAAAGUCAUAUGAUGCUGCAGCUGCAAACUUUUACACAGCUUCGAUUGAAUUUUCUUCUAAAUCUCAGCCGAUGUAAACGCAAGAUGAAUGAAUGCGUCGAAGCUAUCGAACUCGCUGAUGAAGCUCUUGGCGUCCGUUCCAUUUCUUACGAAGCAUUCUAUGCCAGAGCUAAGGCUCGUGUGGAUUUAGGCUUAUUAGAAGAUGCCCUGUCCGAUGUUCAGGAAGCUCUUCAAAAUGUGCCUGCUCACAAUAGACAAGAUCGUAAGGUACUUGCAGCCUUGAAAGAUGAAAUUCUUUCUCGGAUCGAUGGUAUUGGAACUAAUAAAGGGCAUGAAGAUUAUAUCGCUAGAUCUCGCCUUCGAGCGUCAGUGGAUACUCUUACAGAAUUAUAA
Molecule: messenger RNA, 5252 nt
Organism: Camponotus floridanus (Florida carpenter ant)
Lineage: Eukaryota; Metazoa; Arthropoda; Insecta; Hymenoptera; Formicidae
Gene: rols
Product: protein TANC2
Exons: 16
Coding region: 507-5252 (1581 amino acids)
Molecular function (GO): protein binding
Source: RefSeq, a predicted model, not a curated record